AGGAACCAAACGCAGCCACUCUCUCACCGAAACGACCCAAAACUCUUUCACUACUACCAAAGUCAUCGUUGAGUUCUGCGUUGUCCAUUCUUAUUCUUAUUCUUCUUCUUCUUCUUCUCAUUCUCAAGUCUCAACAAGAGACGUCAACGAAGAGAUCCUCUCGAAGAAGAGCAAAAAGUGCUGACAAACAAUGGCUGCUGCUUCGGCUGCUCUGAUCAAUCCGCUGACACCCUCUCUUUGCAACUCCAAAUCUGAGAUCUUUGCGGACUCUUCUCGGACUUUGAAACAAGCCUGGGUGGGCCAGGCUAUGUCUUUGAGGUUGAGGAACAAGAAUUUUGGCAGCAGGAGGCUGCCUUCAGGUUGCUCUGUCGUGUGCAAGGCCGUCUCUGUGAAGCCCCCAACAGUGAUCGAAGGUCUAAACAUUGCCGAGGAUGUUACUCAGUUAAUUGGAAAAACCCCAAUGGUUUACCUGAACAGCAUUGUGAAGGGGUCUGUAGCCAAUAUUGCUGCCAAGCUUGAGAUCAUGGAGCCAUGUUGUAGUGUCAAGGACAGGAUUGGUUACAGUAUGAUAAUUGAUGCAGAACAAAAAGGACUGAUAACACCUGGAAAGAGUAUUCUGGUUGAACCAACGAGUGGAAACACAGGCAUUGGUCUUGCAUUUAUUGCAGCUUCAAGAGGAUAUAGACUCAUCUUAACAAUGCCAGCAUCAAUGAGUUUAGAAAGAAGGGUUCUUUUGAAAGCAUUUGGGGCUGAGCUUGUAUUGACUGAUUCAGCAAAGGGAAUGAAGGGAGCAGUUCAAAAGGCUGAAGAGAUUUUGAAAAGCACACCAAAUGCCUACAUGCUUCAGCAAUUUGACAAUCUUGCUAACCCCAAGAUACACUAUGAGACAACUGGACCAGAAAUCUGGGAAGAUACACGAGGCAAGGUGGAUAUAUUCAUAGCAGGCAUUGGAACUGGUGGGACCAUUUCUGGUGUUGGCCGGUUCCUCAAACAGAAAAAUCCUAAAAUAAAGGUAAUUGGCAUAGAACCUUUAGAAAGCAACAUACUUUCAGGUGGAAAACCUGGUCCUCAUAAAAUUCAAGGAAUUGGAGCUGGUUUUGUGCCCAGGAAUUUGGAUCAAGAACUGGUUGAUGAAGUCAUAGAGAUAUCUAGUGAAGAAGCUGUUGAAACUGCAAAGCAGUUAGCACUCCAGGAAGGCUUGUUGGUGGGGAUCUCUUCUGGGGCAGCAGCUGCUGCUGCACUGAAGGUUGGGAAGAGACCUGAGAAUGCAGGGAAGCUCAUUGCGGUUGUGUUUCCCAGCUUUGGCGAACGAUAUCUGUCCACUGUUCUUUUCCAGUCGAUCAGGGAAGAAUGUGAGAAAAUGCAACCCGAGCCUUGAAUCAUGUUUUUUCUAUGUAUCUUCACAUUUGCCCUAUCAUCCGUAGUGUGCACCAUAGAUGUGAUCUGAGUCUUAACAACUGCGAUUGGUUUGCUCCUCUAUGAAUGGUAAUUGCCUGGAAAUUGUGUACCCCAGUGGAUGGUGUGCUUGAAUCUCUUCUUCUAGUCAAUUACAUUGGUUCUCAAUACACAGAAUAAAAGUCCCCAUUUUUCCAA
Messenger RNA from Carya illinoinensis, 1593 nucleotides. RefSeq names its product cysteine synthase, chloroplastic/chromoplastic-like. Gene Ontology annotation, cellular component: cytoplasm. The coding region runs from base 191 to 1378 and encodes 395 amino acids. NCBI's taxonomy places the organism in Eukaryota, Viridiplantae, Streptophyta, Magnoliopsida, Fagales, Juglandaceae. Gene Ontology annotation, molecular function: cysteine synthase activity. Gene Ontology annotation, biological process: double fertilization forming a zygote and endosperm; pollen tube growth. The transcript is spliced from 10 exons. The record is from RefSeq and is a predicted model, not a curated record.